AUGUCCAGCAUCUUCAACAAGUACACGCGCGUCCCCACCAACUCCACCCUCCCCACCAACGUAUCCGAUACGCGCGGCUCCUCUUCAUCUUCCGGCUUCGGACGCGCGCGUACACGGUGGGCCCUCAUCGCAGCAGCCCUCCUCACCCUCCUCCUGUUCUUCGGCUUUGCAUCCUCCGAUUCCGAAACGUCCGCCAACUGGAAAGCGAAAGCCGGCGAAUACGCGGGCAAGCUUCCGUGGUCCAAGCAACAUCCCACUGCAACAUUCUCCAGCGUCACGGAUGUGGAUGGCAACGAGUUCGGUCGGUGGAUGAACGGGUCCGGUCGAGCAGAUCUGUCGUACGAUUCGCCGUUCAAUCCGGAGGAUCUGACCUUGACGGAGGAUGAGUGUGAUGCGUUCUUCCCCGGGUUGUGGAAGGAGAUCGAUCGAAGCGUAGAGUACUAUACGGAGCAUCCGUUGACGAUGGAGUAUCUGGACAAGGUGUGCGACGAUGGGAUCUGGUCGCAUGCCAGGGUGGUGAUUCACAACAACCGCGUCUACUUGAAGUACUUCCAACAGUCGGCGUUUACUCGCGUCAACUCGGCGUUGGCGUUGCUGUUCCAGAGCGUCGUGGGUGCCAGGGAGAAGUUGCCGGAUGCCGAGUUCUGUCUCAGUGCAAACGACUGGGGGUCCAUGGGCAAGUUUUCGCUCGACCGGGCUCCCUAUCUGGAAGAUCUCUGGUUGAUGCCAGAUUACGGCUUCUACAGCUGGCCAGAGCCGGGCAUCGGAUCAUACACAGAGCAUCGAGAAAAGACGCUCGCCAUCGAACAAGCUACGCCGUGGGACAGCAAAGUGCCCAAACUCUUCUGGCGUGGAGCCAUGGGCGUCGGAACCGCCGACCGCAAAGCCCUGCUCGCUGCAGCCGAGAACCACGACUGGAACGACGUCAAACCCCUGGACUGGGGUAACAGGGAAGGCUUCGUCACCAUGGAAGAGCACUGCAAGUGGAAGUUCCACGCAUUCCCCGAAGGUAUGACCUACUCCGGUCGACUGAGAUACCUUCAAAACUGUCGUUCCGUCAUCGUCACGCACGAACCAAGAUGGAUCCAGCACUGGACGCACCUCUACAACGCCGACACCAACUCGCCCGAUCAGAACAUCGUCUUCGUCCCCGAAUACAAGGGCGACGAACCAGGUGUUCAGGUCGAAGACGACCGAGGUCAGGCGUUCCGAGAUACCACCUGGAUGCGUCUACCCGAAGUCAUGGACGAACUGCUCAAGGACGACGCCAAGGCAAAGAGGAUCGCCGACAACCAGUGGUCCUACUUCCGAGAGAGGUACGUCAGCCCUGCAUCCGCAGCUUGCUACUGGAGGAAGGCCAUCAAAAGGUACGCGGGAGUGCAAAAGUUCAACGUCAACUACACAGGUACCGAAACCAGUUACGAGAGCUUCCUGCUGCUCGGUAACAAGCUCAAAGGCGUCGCAGAGUAA
Pseudozyma hubeiensis SY62 is the source of this 1470-nucleotide messenger RNA. RefSeq lists its product as hypothetical. The transcript has a single exon. Lineage: Eukaryota; Fungi; Basidiomycota; Ustilaginomycetes; Ustilaginales; Ustilaginaceae. The record is from RefSeq and is a predicted model, not a curated record. The coding region runs from base 1 to 1470 and encodes 489 amino acids.